GUCCCUAGGGCAAUUGUUAUGACAACUAAAAUUGUUCUUAUGCACAUACUGUUGCUCUUGAAGGGAGCAAUAGUGGCACAUUUAAAAUCUACAAAGCAUAGUCUCAAGUCUAACAUUUAUUUCAUAUGAGCAAAUGUUAAUAGUCUCAUUGCUAAUCUGUGGCACAGUGUUCUGGUCCUCUUAUGGUGUUUUCUGCCAUCAGAGUCCAGUCAUUUGUCCUAAUUUCUGUUUCUUUUUAGACUCAGAUCUUUGAGGGUGAACUCAUUAUGACUCAUCACUACAGCCCCCUAUGUUUCUAACUGAUGUCCCCGCCUUAGGAUGCCACAGCAGUGCUCACCAUGAAGACCUCCCAUGAACCGUGGCCUUUGUGAUAUUUCCUUCUUUGACACGUUUCCCACAUAAGGUGGUGUGAGGACACCAUGACAGUCACAGUGGUUUAUGAUAACUCUGAGGCAACAGAGCUCUGUGCUGCUCAGCACCUCUACCUCAAGCCUAUAGCAAAAUUAAUGAUCAACGUAUUGCUCCCAGAAUGUAUAGAAUCCGUGAGGCCCUUCUCUAACUGGGAAGUUCUUGACCAACUGAAAAGUCUCAUUUGCCCUGACCAGUUCACCACAGUGCGACUCUCCAAGAGUACAAAAGACUUCAUCCGAUUUGAGGGUGAGGCUGAAACCCGAAGUUUGGUUCAGAUCCUGAAAGCAAAGUUACAUGGGAAGAUCAUCAAGCUAAAUGGUUUGAAAACUGACUUAAAAGUAGUGGCUACAGAUGCCCAGGGAGAGUGGGAACACUUCCCCAAAGAGAAAGAGGCCUCAGUGACUACGGGAGCUGAAGAACAAGACCAUGAGAAGAGCCCAGAUUCCAUCUAUUUUGAAGGCUUGCCCUGUAAAUGGUUUGCUCCUAAAGGUUCCAGUGGAGAGAAGCCCUGUGAAGAGAUCCUUCGAGUAGUCUUUGAGAGUUUUGGGAAGAUCAAGAAUGUGGAUAUCCCCAUGCUUGACCCCUACAGAGAAGUGAUGACAGGUGGGAGCUUUGGGGGCUUUAACUUUGGCUUGCAAACGUUUGAAGCCUUUAUCCAAUACCAGGAGUCAACUGACUUUAUAAAAGCCAUGGAUUCCCUUCGAGGAAUGAAGCUCAUGCUUAAAGGAGAUGAUGGCAAGGCUCUGGCAUGUAACAUUAAGGUUAUGUUUGAUACCACCCAGCAUUUCAGUGAAGGAGCUAUUCAGAGGAGGAAUCAGGAAAGGCUAAAAUUACAAGAGCUGGAGGAAGAGAGGAAAAAGGAAAAGAAGAGAGAAGAGGAAGUAGCUGAAAGUCAAGAGAAGAGAAAGAAGGCCCGGGACAGGAGGAGAGCUCUGAAGGAAAGAGACAGACACCGGCAAAGAAAGGAGAAGGUGAAAGCUAAGACUGGGGCUACUCAGGAGCUGGACUCUACGGAGGAGUGGGAAGAGAGGAAGUACUUGCUGGCUCAGAGGCGGGUUGAAGCCCUUCGUUUGCUCCGCGUACUCCUGAAGAAAAUUGCAGUUUGGAUGAAAGGGGAGAAGAAUCUUGAGCCUUGUCAGGCUCAUAUUAGCCUUGUCCUGAACUAUCUGGGAUCCACACAGUGUGACCCACAAGAGUUUGAUGCUAUGAAGCCUGAAGCUCCUCACAGCCCAGGGGCUGCAUUGAAACCUCCAGAGGAAGAAGAAUUCAACGCACUGCAACUUACAGAUCAGAAAGAAAUGCCAGGUAAUCAGGCUCCUAAGUCUGACAGUAAACAAAAACAAAAGGCGAAGAAAAAAACUAAGACCCACUUACAGAAGUCUUCACACAACCCUGCGGUGAAACAAGUAAGAUACUCAACUAGAAAAGAGGAAACUGAAAAAGUGUUAACUGAUGGGUACGAUUACAGUUUGGUCUCUGACCAGAAUUCCUUGCAGAGUACAAUGAAUCCAGACCAGUCACUUGAAAAAGAAGACCACGAAAGUUCUAACAAAUCACAUUUUUCUAGACAAGUUGUGCUAAACCAUGGUAGGAAACAGAAGAUCUAUGAAACAGAUGAAUUUAUUGACUAUCUAUUAAACUAUUAUCAGACUCCAGAGUAUGCCCGAUUCUGCUUCGAAGCAAGUUACCUAACAAGCACAUGUCAGUGGCAGAGAGAUGUCUAUGCCAAGGGGGAUGGGUUUCAGGUCAAUUUGAGAAAACAUGGGUGCCACUCAACCAGUAAGAGUGAAGUGGAGAGCCUGGAAAGGAAAGAACAGGAUCCAGAGCAGGACUGGCCAAAGGUGUAUAUGAAGGCUCCUGGGAGCAAGUUAGAAAAGACAGAGAAGGUCAAUUAUGCCAAAGAAUUUACUAAGCAAUCUAAAAACCAUUGCAAGGACAUAGCAAGUGAAACUGAAGAUCACCAAUCCCCAGCUGAUGGAGAAAGCUACCCAGUGGAAAACAUUCACAGCCAUGGAGUCAAAGAUUCUCAACACACCUCAUCCUUAAGGUCAGUGGACGUAGGUUUGCCAUUGGCGGACUUCUUAGAGGAAAUUAGUAGUGAUUCUGAGUGCUUCAGUGAAACUCGUAGCAUAAAUGAAGAGGAGGAAGAAAGGUCUGUGGCUGUCUAUAAUAGCUCCCCUGAAAAAAGAUCUCUUGGUACUGACAAAAUCAUUACUUGCAAACAGAAAAGUAGGUCAAGUCAGCAGACCUUGUAUUCAGAGUGGAAACAUGACACUGAGGAAAAAUGCUCUAAACAGAAGGAUAGAGCAUCAGGUAAAAGGUCCAAGUAUGAACUGAGAUAUUCUUGGCUUGAGGAUGAAUGUGAUGCCAUUCAAGUUGACAAGAACAUAAGCAAAACUAGAGAAAAAAUGGCCCCCAAAUACAUGCUUGAUGAAGGCUUCUACCAUGAAUCCAGUUCCAGUGAUGAAUUAGAGAGCAUCACAAGAAAGAGGAGGAGAGUUACUGGCAGUAUGUUUGGCCAGAAUGUGAACUAUAGACCCCUUCCUAUGCCAUUAAUGGCACCAAAACGUGCUAGAGCUUUCUAUUUGGGAUACUUCUCCAGAAAAAGGCAGAAUCCUUGGAAGUCAGAAUAUAACCAGGAUGUAAGAAGGUUUAAAAGAUAUGAAAGUUCCGAAGAUUACAUGCUUGAUUCUGGUAAUUAUUAUGUUAGUCACGACAACCAGGAGCACAUUGAGUAUGGAAGCUACUUAGGAGACAGCUACUCUGGCUCUUUGUAUUUUAACAUGUUCUGAUGGCCACUUUGAUCAGGAACACCUUUACUUAACAGGAAACAACUGACGAAAAGAAAAACUUCAAACCAAAUAUAGCUAUGUUGUUAGCAACCACAGAGCAAGAACUAGAAAAGGGUCAAGUGCAACAGCUUGUUCCUCUUGCUGAAGUUUCCAAGUGUAGGUCAAAAUGACUGCAGGUAUGCCAGCAAGGAAAUAGAAAACCUGUAGGUUCUGAAGCUUGGGGAAACAAUGGAAUUGCAAAACUUCAUGGUCCAAGGACAGCUUUUAUUUUAAGCUUUAAUUUGGUGCCAGUAAAGGAGCAGACUAGCAUUGAGAAGGCUGACUUAUCCUUCUAUGGCUCUUUUGCUGUAAUAAUAUCUUGCAUCAUCUAUCUUCAAAGAGAACAAUAGUGGACAAAAAGGCAUCUUUUGAUGUGUUCUUAGAUUUGGUCAGUAGCACUAUGUAUGGUAACAAACUUUCCUGAAUUUUACUUCAUAAUUCUAGAUAAAGGAGAGAUCCAGAUGCUAGAAUCUAUAAUAGAUUUCAUGGCUUUAGAAUUUCAUGAAUACCCACCAGAAGGAAAUGAAUAUAUUCCCAGUACUCAAAGAAGAAUCAAAAGGGGCCGAUUGCCCUUUGAUAGUUAAAUAGAUGGGACCAUUAGAAUUUUUCUUGCUUGUUUUAUGAACUCCAAUCGCUUUCCAUACAAAAAUAAAAACCAGGAUUGAAUUUAUAAAAUCAGGGGGAUUAGCAAAAGGAAAUAUCAACAAAUCCUGGAGCAUCAAUCAUGGCACUUGGGAAGAAAAGUUGUGACAGUAUUCUAUUUCAGGCUAUGUAAUCCUUUCACUCAGGGUUGGGUGACAUCGGUUUGUAAAAAGUCACUGAAUAUCCCCCAAACUGUCUUUUAUAAAACAGUAGCAAGUGCCUCCUCUGCCCUUAACAAUGCCAUGGAGUUAGGAAGAAUUAAAAGAAAAGUCCAUAGUUUUCUAGCUGUGGAAAACUUGUAUGUGUGCAGAAUUUGUAAACGAUGUUAAAUACGCAAUUUAUCUUUUUGCCGACUCGUUUUGGACUUCUUAAAUAUGUUUUUAAAUUGAGAUAUUUGUAGAUUCCUGAAGACUUACCCCUUAUCACAGUGCAUGUUCUAUAGAAAGCGUGGCCAACUCUUUCUGCCUUACAUUGGAUUCAGGACCUCAGGGCAGUUAGUUGACCUUCGUUUGCUCAACAAAGCUAUACCUGACCUGGCAAUUGGUGAUGAGUGAAAUUUGAGACUGCCUACAACAGGAAUAGUUGUUUGGCAUCCACAGCAUCAGUGAAGGGCAGCAAUUUCAUUUCAGUCUUGACUGGACAUUCUGCAGGAAGGCAUCUACUAGUGGGGGUGUCUAGGAUGCCAGUCGGUGGGGUUACUAUUGGGUCUUCCAUUGUGUGCCCGUAAACUGCCUCUUGAGCAACCUGGUGUCUCAAGUGCUUACAAAAUUUUAUGAUUGCCCUGAAGUAAAAGCCACAGGUUGUUUUAUUGGUCUGCAUAUUCCUAUUUGGAGAGAGGUAUGUUCACCCAUGUGAAGGUUCAGAAAGGCAUGGAACAGAUUCACGUGUUACUAAUAUAAAAACAAGUGACUAGCGUGCUGCCGCUCAUGUUCAAUCCCACUUAAAAGCCAGUGGUUGCUUUCACUGGUAAAGCUAGGUUUGACUUCCAAUCCAAAAGAUUGGUCACGGGUUGAGAGUGCCUUUUUGGUUUCAUUUUUGAGGACUAGCAAUGACUAUUCGUGUACAAAGUACUGUUGCCCAUAGUAGCCUUGGGAAUUACUAACAGCUCAUAUUUUGUCAGACAGUUUUCUGGCAACAUAUUAUUCUCCUCCAACAAAAAUCUGCCCCCCCCAUUUUAUUCCACUGAAACAAACAAACAAAAAACCAUUAUGGGUUUGUAAUAGAAAGCAGCUGAUUGUUUUCAAACAAACAAAACCCAUUCAAUUUCUUCCCUCAUUUGAUCAUUUUUUCAUGAGGGAUUUUAGGCAGUUUGUCUCAGUAAGAAUUAAAAAUCAAAGUGCAGAGUUCAGCAGCAUGUGCAAGCGUUUUCUCUAUUAGAUGUGGUGCUAAGUCAUUUUGAUGCAGCACUUUUGUCCCAUUUCAUUUGUUUGCUGAAUGCUCUUCUGGGGCCUACAAGUAAAAAUCCCGCUUUUGCUGAACCCUGGGUUUUUUUUUUUUUUUUUUUUUAUCUGUCUGUGGUAAUGCAUUGUAGAUUUGCUUCAACCUCUUUUUUGGUGUAGACCUUAAGGGAGAAACGUAAUAGCUUAAUUUGUGCUUGUCAUUCGGCGGCUUAGUAAAGAAUGUAAUGGAACAAACUGUUACGACUGCUUUAUUUCUUGAUAUUGUUAAGUUGUGAAAUGUAUUUUCUCAUAUCUUCUUUUUGUCUUAUCAGACAAGGGCCUGAGUUGUUUUUAUUUAAAUAGGGGUUUGUACGCUUUCCUUCUAUGUGCUGCUAACCCUGUAAGGAGACGUCUGUAAAUGUGCUUUGUUCAUUUGUUUGAAUUUCUCAGGUAGAAAGCCAUGUAACCUAGGUAAUUUGAAAACACAACCAAAUCAAUGUGUUUUUGUUGCAAAACUGUUUGAACGUGUUGAUUUUAAAGUAAGUGGUGAUUAAUCCCACUUUGGGGGACGUUUCUCUCUGUAGUAUAUGUUGCGCUGAUGUUGCUCUUUUUGCUUAUUUGCAUUGUUAGAGAAAUGAUGCAUAUUUUAAUUUUCAUAUAUUUAAAAAUAAAAUUGUCAAUAGUGACAAUA
This is a messenger RNA of Cricetulus griseus (Chinese hamster), 5954 nucleotides long. Lineage: Eukaryota; Metazoa; Chordata; Mammalia; Rodentia; Cricetidae. The record is from RefSeq and is a predicted model, not a curated record.